Molecule: messenger RNA, 3032 nt
Organism: Salmo salar (Atlantic salmon)
Lineage: Eukaryota; Metazoa; Chordata; Actinopteri; Salmoniformes; Salmonidae
Gene: cerkl
Product: CERK like autophagy regulator
Biological process (GO): phosphorylation; sphingolipid metabolic process
Molecular function (GO): lipid kinase activity
Source: RefSeq, a predicted model, not a curated record
GUAGCAAAGUCAUCUUGGUCCCAUAUGUCAUCCAUAAGACGCAAGUGAGCAACUUCAAGAAAUAAACUCUGAACAUGCAGGCGCAUGACCGGGAGGAACGGCCACUCCACGGGCGCGCGAGGCCGGGGGGGAAGUUUCAACUGGCGGACCAGCCAUAAUAACCUUACCGUCGCGGGCACGCGCCCACCCAGUAAAUAGUCUCCAAGGCACCAUUCCGAAAAUUAGACUUCACUGUUAUCGUAUUUAAAUCAUGUUUGAAUCCCCUUUAAAAUCAAAUGCACGGAACGCUUGGUCAGAGAGCCAGGAGGAGUUGAGCGAGACGGAACCGGUGUCGCCCGUGAGUAAAGGAAACCGUGGGAAGAAGAAGAAAAAGAGAAGGCAACAACCACAACAACAAAAAACCGAGAAACGCUCGGUCUCAGCUCCCCAGCUUUGCGCGGAGGAGUCGUUUGAUCGGGAAGAUGAACAGUCAGAGAAACGGUACACCGAUUACGACGAGCCGAUAGUGAGAGGGAUAUUUCAAAUAGGGAAGAAGAGUCACGACGUCCUUCUGACAUCGAUGAGGGUUACAUGGAGUCCUAUUCAGCCAGAGACCCCUACAGGUCAGUCGGAAACUCUGAGGAGGACAGAGUACGUGGAGCUGAAGGAUGUGUUUGGAGUGAAGGUGAAGAGACGGCGUUCUGCGGGCCAGGAGACAGGGGGCACUCUCCUGGGCAUCACUCUGUUCCACUGUAAGAAGAAGGGGCCCAAGCUGAAGGACCAUGCCAUUCACUUCAACAACAUGAGCGUGGACCACUGUGAGAUCUGGUUCAAAAAACUUAAGGAGAUACUCAGUGGUUUCCAGAACAGGCCCAAGUCCCUGAAGGUGUUUGUGAACCCUGCCAGUCAUAAGAAAGAGGCCUACCAGAUCUACAGAGAUGAUGUGGCACCCCUCUUUCAGCUAGCAGACAUCAAGGCUGAUGUCACCAUCACUGAAAGAAAGGGCCACGCUCUCUCCGUUCUGAAAGAAUCCAACUUGGACGGAUAUGACGGGGUUGUGGUUGUCGGUGGGGAUGGCUCGGUGGCCGAGGUGGCCCAUGGGCUGUUGCUCCGGGCCCAGAUGGAUGCAGGCAGGGACACAGACUCCAUGUUCACGCCUGUCCGAGCAACACUUCCUCUAGGGCUAAUACCAGCAGGCUCCACUGACGUGGUGGCCUGUUCUGUCCAUGGCAUACGGCAUCCUGUUACUGCUGCAAUGCACAUCAUCAUGGGCCACCAUCAGGAGGUAGAUGUGUGUAGUUUCAGUUGUCUGGGUCGCCUUCUGCGUUUCGGCUUCUCUGCCAUGUUUGGUUUCGGCGGGCGGACGCUGGCCUUGGCAGAGAGACAUCGCUGGAUGCCACCCGGGCAGAGACGGGAGUUUGCCGUGAUCAAAACGCUGGCAAAACUCAAGCCUGAAGACUGUGAGUUGUCCUAUCUUCCUGUGAAGAAGGUCCAGACUGAAACGCUGGAUCCAGUAAAAAAUGAGUACUUAAAGGACGACAUGGAAGAGGAAGAGUCGUGGACGACCACCCGGGGUCUGUUCCUCAACGUCAGCAUCAUGGCCAUCCCCUGUCUCUGCUCCAUGGCCCCCAGGGGCCUGGCCCCUAACACCAGACUGAACAAUGGCAGCAUGGCCCUGAUCGCAGCAGGAAACACUUCCAGGGCAGAGUUUAUCAAACACUUGAAGAGAUACAACAGUGUAAACAAUCAGUUCAGUUUCUCCUUCGUGGAGACGCAGACGGUGUGGGCUGUGAGGCUCCGCCCCCGCUCUCAGAGCAGCUGGUCUGAUGACAUCGCUGAGGACAAUGGAGAGUAUGACUCUAAGAACACGCCCAUCAUCUCCUCCGAGGGGGCCUACCCCUGGAACAUAGACGGAGACCUACUGGAGGUGCCCUCAGAGCUGCUCAUCAGGUUACAUCCUCAACUCCUGACCCUGUUUGUUUCACCACCAGGUUAGAUCCUCAACUCCUGACCCUGUUUGUUUCACCACCAGGUUACAUCCUCAACUCCUGACCCUGUUUGUUUCACCACCAGGUUAGAUCCUCAACUCCUGACCCUGUUUGUUUCACCACCAGGUUAGAUCCUCAACUCCUGACCCUGUUUGUUUCACCACCAGGUUAGAUCCUCAACUCCUGACCCUGUUUGUUUCACCACCAGGUUACAUCCUCAACUCCUGACCCUGUUUGUUUCACCACCAGGUUACAUCCUCAACUCCUGACCCUGUUUGUUUCACCACCAGGUUACAUCCUCAACUCCUGACCCUGUUUGUUUCACCACCAGGUUACAUCCUCAACUCCUGACCCUGUUUGUUUUACCACCAGGUUACAUCCUCAACUCCUGACCCUGUUUGUUUCACCACCAGGUUACAUCCUCAACUCCUGACCCUGUUUGUUUCACCACCAGGUUACAUCCUCAACUCCUGACCCUGUUUGUUUCACCACCAGGUUACAUCCUCAACUCCUGACCCUGUUUGUUUCACCACCAGGUUACAUCCUCAACUCCUGACCCUGUUUGUUUCACCACCAGGUUACAUCCUCAACUCCUGACCCUGUUUGUUUCACCACCAGGUUACAUCCUCAACUCCUGACCCUGUUUGUUUCACCACCAGGUUACAUCCUCAACUCCUGACCCUGUUUGUUUCACCACCAGGUUACAUCCUCAACUCCUGACCCUGUUUGUUUCACCACCAGGUUACAUCCUCAACUCCUGACCCUGUUUGUUUCACCACCAGGUUACAUCCUCAACUCCUGACCCUGUUUGUUUCACCACCAGGUUACAUCCUCAACUCCUGACCCUGUUUGUUUCACCACCAGGUUACAUCCUCAACUCCUGACCCUGUUUGUUUCACCACCAGGUUACAUCCUCAACUCCUGACCCUGUUUGUUUCACCACCAGGUUACAUCCUCAACUCCUGACCCUGUUUGUUUCACCACCAGGUUACAUCCUCAACUCCUGACCCUGUUUGUUUCACCAACAGGUUACAUCCUCAACUCCUGACCCUGUUUGUUUCACCA